This is a messenger RNA of Vicia villosa (hairy vetch), 1190 nucleotides long. Its product is annotated as protein TILLER ANGLE CONTROL 1. The transcript is spliced from 5 exons. Gene Ontology annotation, biological process: morphogenesis of a branching structure. The coding region runs from base 76 to 912 and encodes 278 amino acids. The record is from RefSeq and is a predicted model, not a curated record. NCBI's taxonomy places the organism in Eukaryota, Viridiplantae, Streptophyta, Magnoliopsida, Fabales, Fabaceae.
UUGGACCCUUCACAUUCCCUCACUCUUCAUUUCAACUCCAAAUUCUCUAGCCAUCUUUCUAAGGAAAAUUAAACCAUGAAGAUCUUCAAUUGGGUGCACAAGAGGUUUCAUCAUAACAACACUCCCAACGAUGGAUUUGGAUCUAACAUGAAAAAGAAUGAAUCUACAAUGAACAACAAAAAUGAUAAUCAAGCUUUGUUGAAACAAGUUGCUUUGACCGAUAUGCUUGGUGGUUGGAAUGAUGGAAUUCUAACCAUUGGAACACUUGGCUAUGAUCCAAUGAAAUCAAUCAACAAUCACAAAGAUUACUAUUCUUUGGAAGCUGAAAAACAACAUGAUUUAGUCGACGACGAUGACGAUCAAAGUUUCUAUAAUGCUGAAGAAGAGGAACUCAAUCCAUUGAUCAACAAUACACUUGAUGAGAACAAAAACUCUGAGGAUGUUGUUUGUGAAAACCAUGAUGAUGUCAAUGCUACAAAAGAGAAAGAAAUAGUGAUGAUUGAGAACUUUAAGGAAGUUGUUGAUGUUCCUCCACCUAUGAUUUUUCAUGAAAUCAUUGAGGCAAAUGAUGUGGAAGCUGCUGAUCAAAAGAAAAGGAUCACUUUAGCUGAUCUAUUCCUAGCUGAUUCUGAUCUUAAGAUGAAAGUUGAUUACCCUAAAGCAAAAGUCUUGAAUGAGUCAAGUGAAAAACCAAACCUUAAGUCAAAAAAUGGAUUUUCUUUUGCUAAGAAAAUCAUUCCUCUUGUUAAGGACAAUGCACAUCCAAUCAAAGACAUCAAGAAACUGAUGAAGAAGAUGCUAAAGAGGAAAAUUCAUCCAGAUCUAGAUGUCAAGAAUCACAAAGCAGAAGGAAUCAUUAAUGAUAACCACAUGAAUGAAGGAAAUGGCUCAAGCUAUUUUAUCCCAAUUUAAGGUACUACUAGCUAGUGUUGAAUCAUGGGAAUGUCAGUGUUGAUCUGAAUAUGUAGAUUUAUCUAUGAUACGUAUGAGAUUAAAUACUUAGGUUUUCUUUGUGUCUCUUAUGACCAAAGGAUUGAACCAUGUGAUUUUGUAAUUUGUGUGAUCUUGUUGUUUCUGCAUGCCUUUAGUUUGACGUAAUUAAGAACAUGUCUCUGGUAUUUGUGACUAUAUAUGCUUGAGGUUUAAUUUGGCACCACCAUUAAUUAUGCAUUAUAUUUUUGGAUAACUCU